This is a messenger RNA of Mesocestoides corti, 501 nucleotides long. The record is from the annotation of a GenBank genome assembly. NCBI's taxonomy places the organism in Eukaryota, Metazoa, Platyhelminthes, Cestoda, Cyclophyllidea, Mesocestoididae.
AUGCACGGCGUCGCUGUCCAACAAUGCACCUCGCAUCGCGCCCUCACAAUAACCACCCGCUGUUGUCAAGCCUCCAUCAAACAGGCACCUCAUCGAGACCAACAACGACGUCGACGACCCCCACAUGGCCUGUGUUGUGGAAAACCUCGGAUCAAAAGAUGUUGUUGCGUCUGGCUUGUUCCAAGUCCAUUUCUUCGCAAUCUUCCCACGCUGUCGCUCGCAACGCCGGAAACGCAAGAAGUAGCUAGGCGAAUAAUCGAGUCAUCUCUGCGUAAACGGGAAUGGGCUGCAAAUUUCAAAACAAAGCUGGAUUUGAGGAGAAGGUUGCUGAUAGCCUUCACUGAGCGUCAUGCUCGACUGGUGUUGUGGAGAUCAGCGGCGAGAGCGCCGUCACCUCCUCAUAAUUCUCAUCAAAGCUUUUCCCACGAAAGCCGAUAUGAUUCCACACAACUACAACGUCCAGAUAUCCGUGACAUUGCCGAGCUCGCAAUCACAAGUUGA